AUGGCGGAGAUGGUGGUGGAGAACGGGAUCACGGGCGGCGCGGAGCUGCGGGAGCUGCUGCAGCGGUUCCUGUCGCUCAACUCGGCGCGCUACCACCACCUCAUCCUCCGCGCCUUCGCCGACGUAUGGGAGGAGCUCUUCGCCGGCGACCCCACGCAGAUGCUGAAGCAGAAGCAGAAGCGUCCUGCUGUCUCCCCUGCCGGCCACAGCGCCCGGGCGAGCAGCUAG
Triticum turgidum subsp. durum (durum wheat) is the source of this 228-nucleotide messenger RNA. The record is from the annotation of a GenBank genome assembly. NCBI's taxonomy places the organism in Eukaryota, Viridiplantae, Streptophyta, Magnoliopsida, Poales, Poaceae.